Molecule: messenger RNA, 1077 nt
Organism: Stegastes partitus (bicolor damselfish)
Lineage: Eukaryota; Metazoa; Chordata; Actinopteri; Pomacentridae
Product: protocadherin gamma-C3-like
Exons: 2
Biological process (GO): homophilic cell-cell adhesion
Cellular component (GO): plasma membrane
Molecular function (GO): calcium ion binding
Source: RefSeq, a predicted model, not a curated record
UGUCCGACUACGACACAAUGCCCUCUGAGAAUACAGGCCGUUUUAAGCGAUCCAAUGAUUGUGCACCGCAUUGAAGUCAGUGUUUUAGAUAUAAACGAUAACUCGCCAGAAUUCAUUGAGCAAUCGUAUUCGUUAAACAUCUCGGAAUCAAUGUCACCGGGAGAACGAUAUCUUCUCCCUAUAGCAGAAGACGGAGAUAUAGGCAGCAACUCAGUAAAGAGCUACAAGCUGAGUCAAAAUGAACAUUUCUCGCUUGAUGUGCAGAGUGGUGGAGAACACGGUGUGUCUGCUGAGCUCGUAAUUAACAAGGCUUUAGAUCGAGAGAAACAGCCGAGCUACAAGCUGAGCCAAAAUGAACAUUUCUCUCUUGACGUGCAGAGCGGCGGAGAACACGGUGUGUCUGCUGAGUUAGUGCUGCAGAAAGCUUUAGAUCGAGAGAAACAGUCGGUGAUCACGCUUCUCUUGACGGCGGUAGAUGGAGGGAAACCCCCGAGGUCGGGGUCUUUACAAAUAUAUGUAAAUGUUAUAGAUGUCAAUGAUAAUAUACCGACGUUUAGCAAAUCGCUUUAUAAAGUGCGUGUUAUCGAAAAUGCAACUCCUGGAGCAUUUGUAAUAAAGUUAAAUGCAACCGAUUUAGACGAGGGCAUGAACAGUAAGAUCCUGUAUUCGUUUAUCAAACGAGGUAAUAUUGAUCCAUCAAAUAUUUUUGAUCUGAAUUCAGAAACGGGAGAAAUUACUGUGAAGGGCAGAUUAGACUAUGAAGAGACGCCUGCUUAUGAAGUCAGAGUUCAAGCAAUGGAUCAAGGGGCUUUUCCUCGUAGUGCUCAUGCUAAACUGCUGAUAGAGGUAAUUGAUGUGAAUGACAAUGCCCCAGAAAUAUCUGUGACAUCAUUGAUGACACCUGUAAAAGAAGAUGCAGAACUGGGGACAAUUGUUGCCUUGGUAACAGUGAGUGAUAAAGAUGGAGGGAAUAAUGGUGUAACUAACUGUAAGGUUGUUGAAUCUGCACCCUUUAAACUCAAGUCCAACUACAAAAAUGACUAUUCAUUAGUAGUAGAUGGACCUCUGGACAGAGAA